Messenger RNA from Puccinia graminis f. sp. tritici CRL 75-36-700-3, 366 nucleotides. RefSeq lists its product as uncharacterized. The coding region runs from base 1 to 366 and encodes 121 amino acids. The transcript has 2 exons. The record is from RefSeq and is a predicted model, not a curated record. Lineage: Eukaryota; Fungi; Basidiomycota; Pucciniomycetes; Pucciniales; Pucciniaceae.
AUGAAUGAGGCGCCCUCUGACACCUCCAACUCCAGUUCCAACGGCCAUUGGCACCGUUUGGAUCUGACCUCUGACAGCUACUCAAACCAUUGGCUGAGAUUGCCUGGGGUGCAAGACUUGAUUCUGGAGUUCUGGGGGGUACCCAUUGAGAGCGGCCCCGCCUUGACUAUCAAACCGGAAGACUACCGGUUGAUAACGUGGUUGAUUUGGUUGAGAUGGCCCCAGCCAGGAAUUUUGGGAUUUGGAAGUCAAACCCUGAUCAUACUCAAACCGCUCCAUUCUGCACCCACAAUCAGCAUAUGUACCAUCCCACAACUCAAUUGGCAACAGCAGAAUGCCCGCUUCUUGAAACACUGGGCUAUUUAA